Messenger RNA from Trichoderma atroviride IMI 206040, 1732 nucleotides. RefSeq lists its product as uncharacterized. The record is from RefSeq and is a predicted model, not a curated record. Gene Ontology annotation, biological process: vacuole organization; endosomal transport. Gene Ontology annotation, molecular function: ATP hydrolysis activity; ATP binding. NCBI's taxonomy places the organism in Eukaryota, Fungi, Ascomycota, Sordariomycetes, Hypocreales, Hypocreaceae.
CGCCUGCUUCUGAUCAUCAUCCUGCGUUCCAGCGCUCUGUUAUUAAGCCCGACCUGCCUCUGGUGAUCGCCUCGGCUGUCCCUUCGAUACCUUGCACGACGGCUCUCGAGUGACGCAUAACCGCGACUGUCUUGUUCUUGUUCCGCGCUCGCAUUUACGAUUCCUCGGGCUUCAAAGAGGCGAAACCGUCAUCAUGUCCGUCAACUUUCGAGACCGGGCUAUCGCCGAGGUCCAGAAGGCUAUUGCCGCGGACAACGACAAGGAAUAUCAAAAGGCCUUUGAUCUCUACAUGUCAUCGAUGGAGCUGUGGGUCAAGGCCUUGAAGUGGGAGAAGAACAAGUCCAUCAAGGCCACCAUGCAGGAGAAGAUGGCCACCUACUUAGACCGCGCCGAAAAGCUGAAGCAGUUCUUACAAUCCGAGAACGAGAGCAACACGAACGGCGGCAAAACUCCCAUGGGGGCCAAUGGCUCUAGCGCGGGAGGCAAAGCCAAGCCAUCGGCGGAAGACGAAGAUAGCAAGAAGCUUCGCAAUGCGCUGUCAGGCGCCAUUCUUCAAGAGCGGCCAAACGUGAGGUGGGAGGAUAUUGCUGGAUUGGAGGGUGCCAAGGAGACGCUGAAGGAGGCCGUCGUGCUGCCUAUCAAAUUUCCAACGCUGUUUCAGGGCAAGAGACAAGCUUGGAAAGGUAUCUUGUUGUAUGGCCCUCCAGGAACCGGAAAGAGUUACUUGGCCAAGGCCGUAGCAACAGAGGCAAACAGUACUUUCUUCAGUAUUAGCAGUUCUGAUUUGGUGAGCAAAUGGAUGGGUGAGAGUGAAAGGCUCGUGAAGCUCUUAUUCUCCAUGGCGAGAGAGAACAAACCUUCCGUAAUCUUCAUUGACGAGAUUGAUGCCCUCUGUGGUCCCAGAGGUGAAGGUGAAUCUGAAGCCUCUCGACGAAUCAAGACCGAAAUCCUGGUGCAGAUGGACGGUGUCGGCAACGACAGCAAAGGUAUCCUUGUUCUAGGAGCAACCAAUAUUCCCUGGCAACUAGAUGCUGCUAUUCGUCGGCGUUUCCAGAGACGUGUCCACAUUGGACUGCCUGACAUUAACGGGCGUGCAAGAAUGUUCAGGCUUGCUAUUGGAGAUACAGACACUGCUUUGGAGCCUAGCGACUACAACACUCUGGCAACUUUAUCAGAGGGCUUCUCAGGAAGCGAUAUCAGCAACGUUGUCCAACAUGCUCUCAUGAGACCGGUCCGAAAAAUCCUACAAGCUACACAUUUUAAGCCAGUUAUGAAAAAUGGCAACCGGAUGCUGACUCCUUGUUCUCCCGGAGAUGACGAGAAGAUUGAGAUGACGUACGACGAUGUAAAGCCCGAAGAGCUGCUGGCUCCAGAUGUGGCACUCGCAGAUUUCGAGAUUGCCUUGGCGGAUUCACAUCCGACAGUGUCCAAAGACGACAUUGAGAAGCAGAUUGAUUGGACUAAUGAAUUUGGAAGCGAGGGAGCUUAGGGAAUGGGCGUGUCUUUGAGUGUACAUGGCACAGCGGCGCUUUGAGGAGUUAGAGGGGCAUCUAGGCACUCUUUGCACAUACAGUUCUGAAUUUGGGAAUCGUAAUCCAUUUUACUGGAAAAGACAAAAGAAGCUGUUCAUAUUCGAUUCUUUCACAGUAGAUAGUGGGGCCAAUGGUUUAGUAGUAUGAUGUAGUUUUUCUUGAGGUCAAAGCCCAAGGAUGAACUGGAAUUGUCGUUGUAA